Medicago truncatula (barrel medic) is the source of this 3157-nucleotide messenger RNA. Its product is annotated as potassium channel KAT1. NCBI's taxonomy places the organism in Eukaryota, Viridiplantae, Streptophyta, Magnoliopsida, Fabales, Fabaceae. The transcript is spliced from 11 exons. The record is from RefSeq and is a predicted model, not a curated record. Gene Ontology annotation, molecular function: voltage-gated potassium channel activity. Gene Ontology annotation, cellular component: membrane. The coding region runs from base 594 to 2954 and encodes 786 amino acids. Gene Ontology annotation, biological process: transmembrane transport; potassium ion transport.
AAAAUCCAUGCUAACUCUGCUAUAGUUGUCUGGUCUAUCUUAAGAUUUCAAAUGUAAACACUAACCAAUACGUUUCAUACUGAAUUUGUUCCUUCAAAGUAAGGGCCCAUAUUCAAAUUCCUUAUAUAUAAUCUCCACCACCAUUUCAUUUGAUGGAAUUACCACCAAAACCACCAUUAGAACAACCUAUAUAGAACAAGAAACACCAUUUGCAACUUCUUUGUACCUUCUCUUAGAAAUACAUAAAUGUCUCCAAAUGCAUAUAUCAGAAAAUCUUCUGUCUGCCACUAGCAAGACUCUUCCAUCUUCUUUCCUUCCAUUUCUUCACAGGCUUUAUUUGUUGAGACAUAGUGGAGGAUUUCCCCUCCACGUUUUUACCACUCAUUUAUAAACUUAAUUUGUCAUUAGAUUAGACGCAUAAGCUUCUUGUUUAUUCCUUUAUUUCAGCUUUACAAGGAAAAGACAUGAAAAAGUUUAUUUGAAAGUCUGGCUAUAAAUAUGGCCAAGUCCAUAGGUUUCUACCUCAUGAAGUGAAAAACUUAACUACUAUACCUCUUUUGAAGCUUUGAGGAUUCAAUUUCUAAACUCAUAACAUGUCAUUUUCCGGUCUCAAAAACUUCUUCCAGAGGUUCUGGUUGGACGAAAUGGAAAUGGGAAGUUAUACACAUAGCAGCUUUUUGUCUAGUGAUCUUCUACCAUCUCUUGGCGCCCGAACAAACCAGGAAACUAGACUACGAAAAUACAUAAUCUCCCCAUUCAAUCCUCAGUAUAGGCUUUGGGAGUUGUUACUGAUUGUUCUAGUCAUAUACUCAGCUUGGAUAUGCCCCUUUGAGUUUGCCUUUCUGACGUAUAAGCAAAAUGGACUAUUCAUCAUAGACAACAUUGUCAAUGGCUUCUUCGCCAUCGACAUCGUGCUUACAUUCUUCGUUGCAUACCACGAUAGUCAUUCUUCUCUUCUCAUUGAUGAUCCAAAGAAAAUUGCAACCAGUUACAUGUCCACCUGGUUUGUUUUGGAUAUCUGCUCAACAGCACCACUUGAGCCCAUUAGUCUCCUCUUCACUACUUAUGACAGUGAGCUUGGUUUCAAACUUCUUAACAUGUUGCGAUUAUGGCGCCUGAGACGAGUCAGUUCUCUGUUUGCAAGACUCGAAAAGGACAUUCGCUUCAAUUACUUCUGGGUUAGGUGUACAAAGCUCACUGCUGUAACCUUGUUUGCAGUGCACUGUGCAGGAUGCUUUAACUAUCUAAUUGCAGAUAUGUACCCUGAUUCCAAAAGAACUUGGAUAGGUGCUAUGUACCCAAAUUUUAAAGAACAAAGCCUUUGGGACAGAUACGUAACUUCAAUAUACUGGUCUAUCGUCACGCUUACUACCACUGGCUAUGGAGAUUUACAUGCAGAGAACACCAUAGAGAUGUUGUUUGAUAUCACUUACAUGCUAUUCAACUUGGGUUUAACAGCAUACAUCAUUGGAAACAUGACUAACCUUGUAGUUCACUGGACCAGCCGCACCCAAAAUUUUGAUUCAUUUUGGUCACAGAGGGAUACAGUCAAAGCAGCUUCUGAGUUUGCUUCAAGAAAUCAUCUGCCACGUCGCGUACACAAUCAAAUGUUGGCACACAUUUGUUUGAGGUUUAAAACAGAAGGACUGAAGCAGCAAGAAGCAUUAAAUGAUCUUCCAAAGGCGAUUCGGUCAAGCAUCGCACACCAUCUCUUUUUUCCUGUUGUGCAGAAGGUCUACCUCUUCCAAGGAGUCUCCAAUGACUUCCUUUUCCAACUGGUUUCAGAAAUGGAAGCUGAGUAUUUCCCACCAAAAGAAGAUGUGAUACUGCAAAAUGAAUCUCCUACAGACCUUUAUGUACUGGUUUCAGGCGCAGUGAAUCUCGUUCACUGCAUCGAUGGGAAUGAUCAAGUGGUUUUUGACAAAGCAACAGCAGUAGAAGCAUUUGGAGAGAUUGGAGUUUUAUAUCAUGUACCACAGCCUUUCACAGUUCGAACCACGGAGCUUUCUCAGAUUUUAAGAAUCAACAGAACAUCCCUAAUGAAUGUUUUACAGGCAAAUCCAGGAGAUGCACAGAUUGUGAUGAAUAACCUUUUAAUGAGAUUAAAGGAGCGUGAAGGAUUUGACUCUGAAUAUCCACACACAGAUCAUGGAUUGGUUCUAUAUAAAUUGCUAGGUAACACAAAAGAAAGCUCUUCUCAAGAGUCUACAAAUAAUUUACAUGGCCAUUCCUUAAUGCAUGAAGGAGAGAACAUAAAUAUCAGAGACUCACAGAAUAAUUUGCAUAUUGUGACUAAUGAUGUUUCAGUCCCUAAUAACAUGAUACCUGAGGAUGGCAAAAGAGAUCUCCAUGCCGCUGUGCUGCCUGUACAUAAGGGGAAACUAGACAUUGUUGAAAUUCUGAUUGAAAGAGAUGCAAAAUCAAAGAACCCAAAUACCAUAGGGUGGACACAAAAAGCUUUAGUACAACAGCUAAAAAACAAAAGCAUUUCUGACCAUACAAUGUAUUAUGAAAGCGAGAAGAAAUCAGACGAACAUAGAAUAGAGAUUGUUGAGCCACAAAUCCUUAACUUUGGCAAGAAUGGCUCAACCAGAAACAGUAGACAGGAUGGUAUUAGAACUAUCAACUUCCCAUUAGAGAAAGUGUACACAGACACCAAUUCAAGAAAUUCCAAUAGUCCAAGUGACAGAGAAAUGGCAAGGUUCAUCAAGAAGAGGGUAACAAUCCAUUCGCCAAGUGGAUGGAGAAGUAGCUCACAUGGACAACAAGGAAAACUGAUAAUCCUACCUGAUUCAUUAGAAGAGCUGCUCAAAAUUGCUGGUGAAAAAUUUGGCGGCUUCAACGCCACAAAAGUAAUUAAUAAAGAGAAUGCAGAGAUAGACGACAUUGAUGUCAUUAGAGAUGGUGAUCAUCUCUUUCUUCUUGGCAGUGAUAGUGACAAUUUGAACUCAUGAUGUUAACAAUGUAGAUAGGAAGAUAAGUAGAACAUUUAGGAACUUGAUGACAAUAGUAUAAUAACUUUUGAAAAUGCCAAGAAUCCAGCAAGAUAUUGAAAAAUCAUAGAGUUUAAUUACAAAAGCUGCUCUUGGUUUAUGAUUGUUGAAACAAAAUUUACAGUCUCACCAAGAAGCCUGGUUGUAAAUCCAAGAAAAAAAAA